Molecule: messenger RNA, 429 nt
Organism: Pecten maximus
Lineage: Eukaryota; Metazoa; Mollusca; Bivalvia; Pectinida; Pectinidae
Exons: 5
Coding region: 1-429 (142 amino acids)
Source: RefSeq, a predicted model, not a curated record
AUGUAUGACAUGUUUUUUCUAGGUAGCAGUCAAACCUGUUGUCCACCAAACACACCUCUUACCGCUACUCUCAACGUACUUGAGAGUGUCAGUGUGGCAUGCCAACCAAGAUUUACUGACCCCUGUAAAUGGACUGUCACAGCCCCACCAGGAGCAGUUAUAGGAGUGGAGAUUACUUCACUCACUCUCGUAGCCCCUUCCUCUGUUCAAACUAAGAACGACGCAGGAACCACUGUAACCACGAUUUCUGGUAUCAACGUUGAUAGUCAUUUAACAGCAAUGGGACAGUCUUUUACCAUCGAAAUAGUUCCAUCAAGUGGUGGCAUGCCACCUUCAGGAGGAGAGGCCAUAACAUUUAAAUUCAUUGCCACCUCUCCAGCUAAUACAGUACGUCUGCCUGAAGGACAGACAUCUGAGAAAGAUCCAUAA